Molecule: messenger RNA, 378 nt
Organism: Cetraspora pellucida
Lineage: Eukaryota; Fungi; Glomeromycota; Glomeromycetes; Diversisporales; Gigasporaceae
Source: the annotation of a GenBank genome assembly
GGCAUUAUUGAAGAUAAUUAUAGCUAUCUUCAAGACCUUGCACAAGCUAUUUUUACAAUUAUACCCUUGCAAGCAAAUUUCUAUGGAAAGGAUUUAUCAAAAGAUGAUUUACAUGAUAGUGCACUAAAUCUAACAGCUUAUAUAAUAAAUGAAAGUCAUAAAUUAAUUAUUAAAGAAAAUGAAGAAAAUUCUAUAGUGUAUAAUCAAUUAAAUAAUGAAAAACUUGAGAUUGGAUCAGUUGUUGAUUUAUCUGAUACAACUUUUGGCAGACAAGAUAAUGCUGAAGAAACUUUAACAGUUAUACAGAGAAGUAGUAAUAUGGAUUUUGAUCCAGCUGCUAUAGUAGAAGAUGAAUUUCAAUUAAAUCAUAUAUAUUAA